GAUACGUAGUAAACAAACUUAUCGCGACAACAGAAGGUUUUCGUGCGUAGUUUUUCCGUUGAUCAACACUGAAUCCGGAUUGAUCAACACCGGGAAUGCUGGCCACAAAAUGACCCGCUGCGUUUUCCCCGGUUGCGAAAACACAGCCCACGGAGUAAGAACGCUUACGUUCGCCAGCGUGUACGCAAAAACUCGUUUGGCCAACUUGGACAAGUGGAAGGCAGCUUGCGGCGUGGAAGAAUUUGCCAAAAAUGCGUCGAUUUGCAGUGACCACUUCCGGGACGAGGAUUUCGUCAAUCCCAAGUUUAAAUCGCAGGGUUUGAAACCCAACGCAAUUCCAACGCGUGAUCCAAAGGCAGCCAGAGUUGAAGAAGCUAAGGACGUCGUAGAACCCGUUGAUACUAUGGAUGUGGAUGGCACGAGCGAAUCUUCGGGGGACACAGAGCAUGUUGUUGAACCACCAGAACCGCGACAGUUUCGAUACGUCGGAGAAGUCGACGAGGACGCGCUGGACUGCUCACCGAUGGUUCGGAGGGCAUUCAAGGUGCUCAAGAAGACCAUUCGGCAGGACAAGGCGAGGAUGGGAAUGUAUCAGAAACGAAACUCCCGGUUGCGGGAGGAGAAUGAACUGCUGAAGAAGGUGCUGGAUGGUUCGGAGAAAGAGGGAUGCUCGGCGGGGGAGGUUUUGGAGAGGAUUGUGGGCGAUGGACUGAAGAAGAAGGACGCAGAGCUGGUGCGAAAGUUUGAGCCGAGGACGGUGAAGGUGGAGCGACGGAUUACGAUGGAGUUGUUGGGGAAGAUUACAUGCAGGUUGUGUUUGGGGACAAGUCGGGAGGAGGGUGGGAGGUCUGCGUUUAGUUCUUUUGCUGGGGAGGAUUUCUUAUCGGAUAUUGUUGAAACCUGCUUCGGGAUUCGGGUUGAAGAGCACGAUUUUUGCACGAGCAUCUGCGAGGAAUGUCUAGUCAAGGUGGAUGUCGCCUGGAAGCUGUACGCUAAAUUUCAGUCGAAUCGAUUGGCGUUGGAGGAGUUUUAUCGCUCUCUAAAGGAGAAGAAGAACGUUGAAGAUGUUGAUCAAGAUGUUACAGAGCAAUUUGAAGAAGAAGAAGAACCAGCAGAGGAGAUUCAAGAUGUUACAGAACAAAUUGAGGAAGAAGUACGAGAGGAGCAGGGUCAACUCCAACCCUCAGAUCCGGAAAGCAGUGACUCAGAAUGCUACAGCUUGCCGGACCAUCCGUUCUUCACCGCGCACACCAAGUCGGUCUACCUGUGCCAUCUUUGUGACAAACAGUUCGAAAGGUCCAACUCGCUGGACUAUCAUCUCUACACGAACCACCAGGAAAACGACCAGGAUCAACUCUGCCAAAUCUGUGCCAAAUUCAUCCACAAGCGACAGAUCAGAAGGCACGUCGAAUUUCACAACGAUACCAAGCCCGUUUGCUCCAUCUGCAAUCAAGCGUUUCACAACCGGCAAAAUCUCGAACGUCACAUGGUGGUCCAUACCAAGGAACGUCCCUAUGGUUGCACCCUGUGCGAUCUCCGGUUUACCCAGUCGGGCUGCCUAAAGCAGCACGUCCAGCGUGUCCACAUGCCCCCCUCAACAAGCCCCAAAAGCCCGCCCAAACCCGGCAAACACUUCCGGAAGCCAGCGUUGUGUCCAGUUUGCGGCCUAGAGUUCAAAAUCUCCCGAAAACUGAUCGCUCACGUCGAGGAAACACACCCGGAACACCAGCUGGAGGUGUUUACGUGCGAGUUGUGCUACAAGCAGUUCAUAACUCUUCAGUUGCUGCAGGCUCACCGCGCGAUUUGGCACCCCAAGCAGGAAUAUCACUGCGAGCAGUGCGGCAAGACCUUCCCCACCAUCGGAAUGCUCGGCAAACAUCUCAAGAAACAUGAGAAGGAAAAGCUUCAAGGGGCGUGAUAAACACUUGAAAUAAAGAAACCCAAACCCCGUUACUUUUUGAAA
This is a messenger RNA of Culex quinquefasciatus (southern house mosquito), 1963 nucleotides long. Its product is annotated as PR domain zinc finger protein 5. The coding region runs from base 110 to 1918 and encodes 602 amino acids. Gene Ontology annotation, cellular component: nucleus. Gene Ontology annotation, molecular function: zinc ion binding. The record is from RefSeq and is a predicted model, not a curated record. Lineage: Eukaryota; Metazoa; Arthropoda; Insecta; Diptera; Culicidae. The transcript is spliced from 3 exons.